AAAAAAAACAAAAGCCUCGGAAACUGAGGAUAACUAAUACUAUAUUCUUAAAAAAAAAAAUCUAUAAUCUGGAACGAAUACUCAGUGUUCUUGGUAUUCUCCCAUUUAUCAUACGUACUUUUUAAUUUGCACAACUAUUGUCCAGUGCAAAAACAGCUACUUAAAUCAAACUCAUAAAUACUCUUUUCCGCUCACUAUGGCCGGCCACUUUUUCUUAGCUAUCUAACAAGCAAGAAAUCUUAGUCUUUUCUCAAGAAUACUUGGGAAAGUAAUUUCUUUGGCAAAAUGGAAGCAACUCUAUCGACGAUGGUGCCCCAUUGUGCUACAGAAUCAGUGGAGUCAUCCCCUAAGUCAUCGAUGCAUCACCAGGACUGGGAUAAUGAGCCACUCCCACCCGUCCCCGGUGCAAAACUCCGACUAAUGUGCAGUUACGGCGGCCACAUUAUCCCCCGCCCGAGCGACAAAAAUCUAUGCUACAUAGGUGGAGAGACUCGUAUUGUAGUAGCCGAAAGAAACUCCUCUCUAUCCGACCUCAUAAGUCGCCUCUCCCACUCUUUACUAGACGGCAGAAGAUUCACCCUCAAGUAUCAGCUUCCGAACGAGGACUUAGACUCGUUGAUCUCAGUGAGCACGGACGAGGAUCUAGAGAACAUGAUCGAGGAGUACGAGCGGAUCACGGCUGCUAAUUCGUUUGCAAAGACGGGAUCAAGUAGGCUCCGUCUAUUCCUGUUUUUAGCAAAGCCUGAGACAGCACAGACUAUGGGAGCUUUGUUUGAUGAUGCACAGUCUGAAACUUGGUUUGUGGAUGCUCUUAAUGGCGCUGAUUUACUGUCUAGAGGUUUGUCCGAAUCAGCCGGCGUCGGUGAUCUGCUUAGACUUGAUAGUGGUGGCACAAGCGAUCUUGGGAUGCAAGUACUGCCUGAAGGCGCUCAUUGUGCUGUACAACCGAAAGUUGUUCCCCAGGAUGCAUAUUCCAUUCAAUCUGUAACAUCAGACUCACCAGUGGUUGAGAACACAUCCUCCUUCGACUCAUCUACCUCAUCCCCUUCCAUGGCUCAUCUGCCUCCAAUCCGCGUCCGAGUAGACGAAAGCAAUGACGGGAAUACUAGAUUGCAGGAAGAAAUUAAGGGUGGAAGAGCAUUAGAGGAGCAGUUCUCGGGUCAACUGAGACUUAUUCCACCUCUAUCAGCUAAUUUCGCGCAUAGUUAUGCUGCAGUUGCUAAUACUACAAUAAAUGGUAACGACAGUAACAACAAUUGUGUUAUGCCUGAUGAAGCGUGCUCCGAGCAUGGGUUGCUGGGGGCGUCGAGGAAGCCACCUCUGCCUUUAUCUCUUCAGCAGAGAAUUAGCGGAGGUAUCAGUUUGCCAUCGCCUAAUGACUCGAAGCAUGCUGCUGGAUUUAACUUGCCAUCUCCUGAUUCUGUUAAAAGUGACAGCAGCAUAGCUUCAGGAAUUUCUUCCACAAACACAGCAAACCGUCAAGACCAAGCUCAAGUAAGCACCACAAAUGAGAACAAACCACCUAGUACGCAGGUGUCCAUUGAACAGAAAUCAGACAACCGUACACCACAAUUACAAAAUCAACACCUUCAGUUACAACCAACUCAAGACCCUGCCAGUUACAUUUAUGCUCCACAACAGCACGAGCAACAUCAACAUCAGCAUCAGCAUCAAUUUAUCCAAGAAAACAUGCAUUACAUCCCAACUCACCCACAAAUACGACAACAAUAUCGCCCAGUCUAUGCAACACAGCAACAGAUCCACCCUCGCGUUGAUCAUCAGCAGUAUCCGAUGUAUCUGAUGCCUGUUGCCCAAACACAACCUUAUAAUGUUGCUCAAGCUCAACCCCCGGUCUACCCUACUAGAGCGGCUGCUACACAAGCAAAUAACCAAUAUCAACAAUAUCUUGGAUAUAAUACGCCUAUGCAGCAAAUAGCAGGAAAUCCUGCUAAUUAUGGUCAUUUUGAUUAUAAUCAUAAUCAGGUGUAUUAUACUGGACAGCUUGCAGCAGCACCUGCACCAGUAGGGGCAUCUCAAUAUCAAAGCAUCACACCGGCUCAAGCAGCUAUGAUUGCUGAGGCUUCUAAGCAGUUGCCUACUACCGAGUCCAAUAAGCAGAUGCCAACAUCAUAAUAUAUAGCCUUACUCCUGAAAUUCUAUUAUUUUUAGCAUUAAAUGCAAUAUAGUACUUUCUACGUUUUUUUUUUUUUUUUUUUGAUGUGUACCUCAUGAGUCAUGACGAGAAUAAAUAAAUGUUAUUUGUUUA
This is a messenger RNA of Beta vulgaris subsp. vulgaris (sugar beet), 2266 nucleotides long. RefSeq lists its product as hypothetical. The record is from RefSeq and is a predicted model, not a curated record. The coding region runs from base 286 to 2133 and encodes 615 amino acids. Lineage: Eukaryota; Viridiplantae; Streptophyta; Magnoliopsida; Caryophyllales; Amaranthaceae. Gene Ontology annotation, molecular function: protein binding. The transcript has 3 exons.